Clunio marinus is the source of this 225-nucleotide messenger RNA. The record is from the annotation of a GenBank genome assembly. Lineage: Eukaryota; Metazoa; Arthropoda; Insecta; Diptera; Chironomidae.
AUGCUUACAAUUGUCCAUCAUGAAAAUGUGGUAAUAAAAAGGCGCCAAAGAGAUUAUAAAUUUUUUUUCCUCGCAUUACCCCAGCUCAUCGCCACCCCAUCACCGCACCACAAACGACAUCAUUUUAAACCAUCUCCAAAGAGACACACAAAAAACGAUGGCGAGAGCGAAGAAAGGAAAAAUGGAAAAGCCAGCAAAAAACAUACCUCAAAUAAAAAUACUUGA